CGCAGAGACCGGAGCCCGGGAGGCGGGACCGGAGCUGGGGGCGGAGCUUCGGGACCAGCGGGGCUACGCACCGGGACCCCCGGGGACGGAGACGCGCGCCCCUCUCCAAUCCCACGUUGCCUCGCAGCGUCCCGGCGGGGAGGAGCCGGCCACCGGAGUCACUCAGCGUCGCCAAAGUUUGAUUCUCCUCCCCGGGAGGAGUCUCGGGGCCGCGGUCCCUCCGGGCACCGGGCGCCACCCGCCUCCCAGGCCGGGACCCGCAUCUCCAUCGCUCGGUGUCGGAUCCGCAAGUCGGGAGGCGCCGCGGGCCUGCGCACGCGCCGCCGCCCUCGCCAUCCUCCCCGUGGUGCUCCAGACCCCCUCCCCCCCAAGUUCACGAGUUACGCGAGUGGACCGGCGGCGCGGGACCCGCGCGGGGCCAUGGAGGAGCCGCUAGGGUCGCCGCCUGCCGCCCUGUCGGCGCUGGAGAAGAACGUGGCGGAGCUGACCGUCAUGGAUGUGUACGACAUCGCGUCGCUCGUGGGCCACGAGUUCGAGAGGGUCAUCGACCAGCACGGCUGCGAGUCCAUCGCGCGCCUCAUGCCCAAGGUCGUGAGGGUCCUGGAGAUCCUCGAGGUGCUGGUGAGCCGGCACCACGUAGCACCCGAGCUGGACGAACUGCGCCUGGAGCUGGACCGGCUGCGCGUGGAGAGGAUGGACCGCAUUGAGAAGGAGCGCAAGCAUCAGAAGGAGCUGGAGCUGGUGGAGGAUGUGUGGCGGGGUGAGGCGCAGGACCUCCUGUCCCAGAUUGCCCAGCUGCAGGAGGAGAAUAAGCAACUGUUGACCAACCUCAACCACAAGGAUGUGGGCUUCUCUGAGGAGGAGUUCCAGAAACAGGAAGGCAUGUCAGAGAGGGAGCGGCAGGUGAUGAAGAGGCUGAAGGAAGUGGUGGACAAGCAGAGGGACGAGCUCCGAGCCAAAGACAGGGAGCUUGGCCUGAAGAAUGAAGACGUCGAGGCUCUGCAACAGCAGCAGACGAGGCUAAUGAAGAUCAACCAUGACCUUCGACACCGGGUCACAGUGGUGGAGGCCCAGGGGAAGGCCUUGAUUGAGCAGAAGGUCGAGCUUGAGGCAGAUCUGCAGACCAAGGAGCAGGAGAUGGGCAGCCUGCGGGCAGAACUCGGGAAGCUGAGGGAGAGGCUGCAGGGCGAACACAGCCAGAACGGGGAGGAGGAGGCCGAGAUACAGCUGCAGCCGGAUGGAGAGGAGUACAUCUCAGACUCAGAGAAGGCUGCCCUGGACCUCAAGGACCCCAACCGCCCUCGGUUCACGCUACAGGAGCUGCGGGAUGUGCUGCAUGAGAGGAAUGAGCUUAAGUCUAAGGUGUUCCUGCUGCAGGAGGAGCUGGCCUACUAUAAGAGUGAAGAAAUAGAAGAGGAGAAUCGAAUACCCCAGCCUCCGCCCAUCAUACACCCAAGAACAUCCCCCCAGCCGGAGUCUGGGAUCAAGCGACUGCUCUUUACAGCCGUCAUGCCCAUGGUGGCUGCUGGACUGAUCCUUGACGACCCCACGCUGCAGCCUGUGCGAAGACUCGUGUCCCUCGUUUAGCUUUUUCUCCCGGGACAAGAAGCGCCUGGCCAACACGCAGAGACCCACGCACAUCCAUGAGUCCUUUGGUCAGUGGGCAAAUACUCACCGAGACGACGGGUACACAGAACAAGGACAGGAAGCCUUACAGCACCUGUGACUGUGCCCCCUCCUGAACCGCCUGCCGCCUGCUCCGGGUGGCUGCCUCAACAUCGACCCCUCAAACGAACUGUCUGCUUUGAGGGUGGAUGAUGAAGAACUGAUGCCAGAAUCUAAAGAAGUGUUUAUUUAUCUGCAGGGCUAUCCGAUUUAUACUCAAUGCCUCCGACCCCUUAGGACCUAUAUUUAAUAAGACAAGGAUCUGAAGCCAGACCUCAUUAAUUUUAGUAACAAGCUUCCUAAGCUGAUCACUUACCACUAUCAUGGCUAUUUGACUCCUAGGUUUAGUUUUUUUGUUUUGUUUUCUUAGGGCCUUUGUCAUGUUAGUGAGAGGCAGUGGACGGGUGUUUUAUAUUAUGAAGUGGCCCUGGAGGUAGCAGGUUGUGUGGACUGGACAGGUGGAGCCUCUAGUCACAGGAUGAGCCACCCAACUGGGAUGGGACACAAUAGCAAAUCAUCACAGUCCCCCCAGCCACGGGCUGGAAAAAGCGCAGGCUAGAGGCCCAAGCAGCCUGUCCGAGGUGGUGUGCCUUGGAAUCUGCUGUGAGCACCACAGUAGUACUAACCAAACAGAGUUGUUUAGGAUGA
Molecule: messenger RNA, 2313 nt
Organism: Myodes glareolus (Bank vole)
Lineage: Eukaryota; Metazoa; Chordata; Mammalia; Rodentia; Cricetidae
Gene: Rilpl1
Product: Rab interacting lysosomal protein like 1
Biological process (GO): cilium assembly
Cellular component (GO): cytoplasm; ciliary basal body
Molecular function (GO): protein dimerization activity; dynein light intermediate chain binding; small GTPase binding
Source: RefSeq, a predicted model, not a curated record